UGUGUGAGACAGAGAGAGACAGAUAUAGAGAGAGAUAGCUAUUUGGCUUAGACAUGAGAUUAUUUGAAAACAAUAGUAUUGAAGCACAACAAAAACGGUAAGACUAUAACAGCUGGUCUGAUCAGUUUUGUCAUGACUUAAAAAAGUCCACUAGUUAUUUGUUAUUAAUGUUGUUUGUCUCAUCGGUUUCAGCUUUGUUUUACUUUUGAAAACAUGUAAUUCAAUUUAUUAUAAAAGUCCAAAGACGUUUCUUAACCUUCUUUCCAUUCAAUAUAAAAUAGUCAAAGGAUUGUACUAUCUUCUCAUCAAUCAAAACACAAACUCGAUAAAGACUCAUAUAUUUGGAGAAAUAUUUCUUCUUUUCUUUGCUUAUCUCAUAAUGUCUAUUAAACAAGUUUUUUUCUUUAUGGUGGUUGUGUGUGUUGUAGUCUCUGCCAAUGCUCAACUACCGCAGUUUCCCAUCCCAUUUCCUUUUCCACUCCCAUUCCAACCAAGUCCCGGUAUUCCCGGAUUACCUGAUGUAGCAAAAUGUUGGUCUUCAGUGAUGGAUAUUCCAGGAUGCAUUAUAGAGAUUUACACAUCCAUACUCACAGGACAAUUCGGACAUAUAGGUCCUUCUUGUUGCAAAGCAUUUUUGGAAGCCGAAGCCAAUUGCUUACCGAAACUUCCAUUCAACCCACUUUUUCCUCUCAAAAAACAAUGUUCAAGAAUUGCUAACACAGCUCCUCCUACCACAAAAUAGAGUUUUAAAUUAAUAGAUUUAAUAGCUGUGUCAUUUUUAUUUUUCAAGGUAUUUUAACCUUUUAGCUAAAUUCUACGAUGUUAUCCUCCAAAAAUACGAUUAUAUAAACAGCAUUUUAGAAGUAAAAAACUUCCAGCAUAUCCUUCUAUAUUAACGAUGCGGUUCAUGCCUGUGGGGAUUCUAAACUAAUCUUACUUAUAAAACAUACUUAAAUUAUACUACAAACUAAAACUAUUCAAUUUUUCAUAUUUGGGAAAGUACAUGGGUUGCAUCUACAAAAUAAAUAUAAAG
This is a messenger RNA of Brassica napus (rape), 1033 nucleotides long. RefSeq lists its product as uncharacterized. Lineage: Eukaryota; Viridiplantae; Streptophyta; Magnoliopsida; Brassicales; Brassicaceae. The record is from RefSeq and is a predicted model, not a curated record. The transcript has a single exon. Gene Ontology annotation, cellular component: extracellular region; vesicle. Bases 380 to 742 code for a protein of 120 amino acids. Gene Ontology annotation, biological process: regulation of double fertilization forming a zygote and endosperm; double fertilization forming a zygote and endosperm; regulation of protein localization to cell surface.